Messenger RNA from Sungouiella intermedia, 915 nucleotides. NCBI's taxonomy places the organism in Eukaryota, Fungi, Ascomycota, Pichiomycetes, Serinales, Metschnikowiaceae. The record is from the annotation of a GenBank genome assembly.
AUGAAUUACAACUCUGGCCCAUCGCCUGACGACUUCAUCAUUCCCGACGAAGAUGAGUCGCCCUCUCACACCCAAACAUACACCCAAUCAUACACACAGCCUUCCCAGACAAACACACAACAGAACCUGGCUCCUGGCUUCCUGUUCUUGACUCCCAAGGUAGACUUGUCUACGGCAUUCACGCCAUUCGUGACUUCACUGAAUUUUCAGCAGUCGAACACAAUUCGCGAGCGCCAGUACAGUGGUGGCGAUACGCUUGACGAGCCGGUUUGGCACACAUUGAGAAGAGAUUUAGCUCAAAUCGGAAAGAGACUUGCCAUAGUCGUAUGGCCAGCACAGCUCAAGAAGUUGGCCAAGAGUCACCACCAGGGCCUUGUCAACUUCGCAGAAAGUAAUGGCGUCCGUUUGCCGCUGCUGAUUACCCACGCAGCUCGUGCUGUAGAGGAUGAUGAUGAUACCUUUGCUGAAGGUAAUUCGUCGGCUGUGACUGCACUUGAUUGGGACCUCUGGGGUCCGCUUAUCUUCCUGUUAGGCUACUCAGUCACUAUGGGGCUUGCAGCGCCCAACUCCCAGACAAAUGUGGUGUUUUCCGGCACUUUUAGCUUCAUUUGGGUAUUCUACCUUGUGGUGGGUCUAAACAUCCAGCUUUUAGGUGGCAGCAUCUCAUUUUUGUCGGCCAUCAGUGCCACAGGUUACUCAAUGUUUCCUAUUGUCAUUGGUGCGGCAGUCAGCACGUUGUUCAUCAAGUGGAGGUGGUUGCGUUUGUUGAUAAUUGGCUUCCUCAACUUGUGGAGUGUCUACGCUGCCGUCAUGAGCCUACGCUGCCUGGGAGUACUCCCCGGGCGAGUUUUUCUUGCCAUAUAUCCUGUGGCAUUAAUGUAUGCUGUGAUAUCGUGGUUGGUGGUGAUUACCUGA